Messenger RNA from Anguilla anguilla (European eel), 5186 nucleotides. Its product is annotated as ephrin type-A receptor 6-like. Gene Ontology annotation, molecular function: protein binding; transmembrane-ephrin receptor activity; ATP binding. Gene Ontology annotation, biological process: axon guidance; protein phosphorylation; cell surface receptor protein tyrosine kinase signaling pathway. Bases 649 to 3636 code for a protein of 995 amino acids. Gene Ontology annotation, cellular component: plasma membrane; neuron projection. The transcript is spliced from 17 exons. Lineage: Eukaryota; Metazoa; Chordata; Actinopteri; Anguilliformes; Anguillidae. The record is from RefSeq and is a predicted model, not a curated record.
GACUGUAGUCAGCUAACCCCCUCUAGUGCCGAGCUAUCAGUAGAGUGCUCUGAAACUGUUGGCGCUGCUGUAUCGCUGAAGCUCCAGUCGGCUUUGCUAUCUCAGUUGGGAUGACUUGCGCCGAGCUCCACAUGCAGUAAAGGUGACCGCGACCGCAACACAUCGCUACAGUUCGGAACUUGGAGGCAUCCCGCGCAGCUGCAUCCAAUACGCCUGUGCUGAAACAAAAACCGGGAACCCAGGCAUGCACCUGAUCAUCAAUGGCAAACAGGCAUGGAGUGAUAAGGAACAAUAUAGCAAUCAGGAAUAAAUGAACAGAUAAGUGAACAACCACAAGUUUCACUUAGUCUUAUCGUCGAAGAUCUUAAAGCGGUAGGCUAGUAAACACCAUUUUCCUUUCAGUAUUUUGGGGGAUUAAAUCGGUGGUUGUUUUCGGCUCAUUUUAAUCGAACACAAGCGACUCUACUUAAUUUGCCAUUAAAUCACAUCACGCGAACGAUGGUAUCCUCAACACUCACUUUGUGAGAAAAGCCCGUUGUUGCUGACUGGGAUGGCAAGGUACAGAGUAUUCACCUGCGGUUUUUUGUAAUAUUCCGACGGAUUUAAAACCUUAGUUUGAAGAAAUACACGUGGAUACUGCUUCUUUUGAUGGCCGGAGGAUUACAGGGCAGCCCUGUGGAUGUUUUAGAGAUGGGUUUUGAAGUAAAAUUCUGUCUUAUUUUUGUGCUACUGAGGGUGCUCUUCACGGAUUCAAGUCACAGCAAUCAAGUUGUUCUGUUGGAUACCACUGCAGUGCUGGGAGAACUGGGCUGGAAAACAUAUCCCAUGAAUGGGUGGGACACCAUCACGGAGAUGGAUGAGCACAACCGUCCCAUCCACACCUUCCAGGUGUGCCACGUGAUGGAGGCCAACCAGAACAACUGGCUGCGCUCCAACUGGAUCCCGCGCGAGGCGGCGCAGAAGGUGUACGUGGAGCUCAAGUUCACCCUGCGCGACUGCAACAGCAUCCCCUGGGUGUCGGGCACCUGCAAGGAGACCUUCAACCUGUACUACCUGGAGGCGGACGAGGCGCACGGCCUGAGGUUCAGGGCGGGCCAGUACACCAAGAUCGACACCAUCGCGGCCGACGAGAGCUUCACGCAGACGGACCUGGGCGACCGCAUCCUCAAACUGAACACGGAGGUGCGGGAGGUGGGGCCCAUUGCCCGAAAGGGCUUCUACCUGGCCUUCCAGGACAUCGGGGCCUGCAUCGCCCUGGUGUCCGUUCGCGUCUACUACAAGAAGUGCCCCUCCACCUUCCGGAACCUGGCCGCCUUCCCGGACACCGUCCCCCGGGUGGACUCGUCCUCGCUGGUGGAGGUGCGGGGGGCGUGCGUGAGGAACGCGGAGGAGCGCGACACGCCCAAGCUGUACUGCGGGGCCGACGGCGACUGGCUCGUCCCCCUGGGCCGCUGCGUCUGCAGCGUGGGCUACGAGGAGCUGGACGGAAACUGCUUCGCUUGUAAGCCUGGGUUCUACAAAGCAUUUGCCGGGAACAUCAAGUGCACCAAGUGCCCCCCUCACAGCCUCAGCCACGAGGAGGGAGCCCCAUUCUGCCAGUGUGAAAAUGGGUUCUUCAGGGCAGGGAGAGAUCCUCCGACCAUGGCCUGCACCAGACCUCCAUCUCCCCCUCGCAAUGUGGUCUUCAACAUCAACGAGACCUCACUCUACCUGGAGUGGAGUCCUCCCAGCGACACCGGGGGCAGGAAGGACCUCACCUACAACGUCCUGUGCAAGCGGUGCGGGUCGGACCCCCAGCAGUGCGAGCUGUGCAGCGGGGGCCUGCGUUUCGUGCCCCGCCCCCAGGGCCUGACCAACGCCUCCGUCACCGUGCUCGACUUCACCGCCCACGCCAACUACACCUUCGAGAUUGAGUCCCUCAAUGGCGUGUCCGAGCUCAGCUCCGUCCCGCGGCCUGUGGCGGCCAUCACUGUCAGCACCGACCAGGGCGGUCCCUCGUUGGUGGGGCUAGUCAAGAAGGACUGGGCCUCUCAGAACAGCAUCGCCCUCUCCUGGCAGGAACCGGGCCAGGUGGUGGACUACGAGGUCAAGUAUUACGAGAAGGAGCACGAGCAGCUCAGCUACUCUUCCACCCGAACCAAAACGCCCAGCGCCAUCAUCGCCGGCCUCAAACCCUCCACUCGCUACAUCUUCCACGUCCGUGCCCACACCUCCACCGGCUACAGCGGCUACAGCCCCAAGUUUGAGUUUGAGACCGGGGACGAGACCUCUGACAUGGCUGCCGACCAGGGUCAGGUGCUGGUCAUCGUCACGGCAGCAGUGGGAGGGUUCGCCUUGCUGGUCAUUCUCACGCUGUUCUUCCUCAUUACCGGAAGGUGCCAGUGGUACAUCAAAGCCAAGAUGAAGUCGGUGGAGAAGAGGAGGGCUCACUGUCUGAAUGGACACAUCCCUUUUCCGGGAAUAAAGACGUACAUCGACCCCGACACCUACGAGGACCCCGCUCAGGCGGUUCACGAGUUCGCCAAGGAGAUCGACCCGACCCGGAUUCGCAUCGAGAGAGUGAUCGGAGCGGGUGAAUUCGGGGAGGUCUGCAGCGGGCGACUUCGAUGUCCCGGUAAGAGAGAGAUCCCCGUGGCGAUAAAGACCCUGAAGGGCGGGUACGUGGAGCGGCAGAGGCGGGACUUCCUGCGAGAGGCGAGCAUCAUGGGCCAGUUCGACCACCCCAACAUCAUCAGGCUGGAGGGCGUCGUCACCAAAAGUCAGCCAGCCAUGAUCGUGGUGGAGUUCAUGGAAAACGGCUCCCUGGACUCUUUUCUGAGGAAGCACGACGGCCACUUCACGGUGAUCCAGCUGGUGGGCAUGCUGCGUGGCAUCGCCUCGGGCAUGAAGUACCUCUCGGACAUGGGCUACGUCCACCGGGACCUGGCCGCCCGCAACAUCCUGGUCAACAGCAACCUGGUGUGCAAGGUGUCCGAUUUCGGCCUGUCCCGGGUGCUGGAGGACGACCCCGAGGCCGCCUACACCACCACGGGUGGAAAGAUCCCAAUCCGAUGGACAUCUCCAGAGGCCAUCGCCUACAGGAAGUUCUCCUCAGCCAGUGACACGUGGAGCUAUGGCAUUGUCAUGUGGGAGGUGAUGUCAUACGGAGAGCGGCCCUAUUGGGAGAUGUCAAACCAGGAUGUGAUCCUGUCCAUAGAGGAAGGCUACCGUCUCCCAGCCCCCAUGGGCUGCCCUGUGGCUCUGCACGAGCUGAUGCUGCACUGCUGGCAGAAGGAGAGGAGUCUGCGGCCCAGGUUCACCGACAUAGUCAGCUUCCUGGACAAGCUCAUCUGCGAGCCCAGCAGCCUUCUGACCCUGGUGGAGGACAUGGAGAGUUUGCCAGAGUCUCCAGAUGUUUCUGACUACCCCCUGUUCAUCUCCAUUGGUGAUUGGCUGGACUCUAUUAAAAUGAGCCAAUACAAGAACAACUUCUUGGCUGCGGGCUUCACCACUCUGGACUCCAUCACCAGGAUGAGUAUUGAGGAUGUCAGGCGCAUUGGGGUGACUCUGAUUGGACACCAGAGGCGGAUAGUCAGCAGCAUACAGACGCUCCGGCUGCAGUUAGUCCACGUCCAGGAGAAAGGCUUCCACGUAUGAGGCCUCGGACCCACAGCCCUCGUACCUCAGCACUCUACCCAGAGGUAGACUAUCUACUGCACGCACGAGGUCUGACUACUUCCUCAAACCGCAAAAUGGCGUCCACGGACUGCCAGCGAACGAACUCAACAAUAAAGACUGCUUUUUUUUACGAGCCACCGUUUCAGUUAAAAGAGGGGAGUCUGGGUUUCUACAGAUGGAUAGUUUCUAAAAAGUCAACUGUAAACAUCGCUGCAAUGAGAGUAUUUUCAAGAACAGCUAACUUGCAGGCUUAAACAAAUGUACGGUACAUUUGAGAACAUAAUCUUUCUUUCUGUUUUGUGACCAUGUAGCUGCUAUCAAAUGUGCAAUCAGAGGAUUUUGCUUGUUAAAUUUAUCAUUUUUCAAAUUGAACAUGUUAAAAAGGGGGGAUGUCCUUAUUUUAUCAAACGUAUUCCCAGAAUACCUGGUAUUGCAAUACUUGAAAAACUAAAGAGCCAAUCAUGAAGUCAGUUUCUGAAUGUGAACUUUUAAGUGUAUUAUCCAUAUAGCAAUUAUCUUAAAGUGAUAUUUAUAUAUGUGAAGUCCUGUAUGUGAACGCCCUGGUACAAUUUGCAUACAAUUUUAUCGUUAUGUUGAAUACAACUUCCUAAUUUAGCAAUAUAUGCAGGUAUUUCCAAAAAUAUAUAUAUACAUAUUAAAAUACAUAUUUGCAAGCGCAGACCCAAGUAAAUGCUAAUUGUGCACCCACCUCAACCCGUUGAUUUAAAGGCAUUUUUUGUAUACUUAGAAAGGCAAAUGUAAAGACAGAGUUGUGGUGCAUAUUCAGAUAACUGUCUAUCUGUGACUGUAAGAAAGCCGAUUCAGUGUCCACUCACACAGGAUCUGGUAGUUUAGGGACUGUUUAACCACAAGUUUACAAACUCAGACCAGCAAAUGACUUCUGCCCUGUUUGAGUUUCUAAGAGAGUGAACAGUCGGAAGUCAUAAAGCUGGGGAGGUGUGGUGCUAUUAGGAAAUCAUAGGACGAUAGUUGUUUUGACAUAGCUGAAAAAUUAUCUAGUUUUCUUGUGGGUAAAACAGAAUUCAAGGGCGAUGAAUUACGGAUUAUGCAGGGUAGGCGCCAGCUAUGAGAUAGAGAGUGAGAGAGACAUAGAGGGCAAAAGAGAGAGAGAGAAGUACUGACAUACAUGCAUACACACACACUCACACACCCAUGCGAACGCACACACAAACACCAAAAAGCACCUUGAUACAUACCUCGGAUUAAAAAACAAGCACAUAUUUUCAGAAGAGUAAGAACGCUUGACAGACGACCCAUGGCUGGUGUUCACUGGGAGACUAAUUGGCCUUCUCACACAAGAUCGCUGAACACCCAGAAAGAGGAGUGAUGCUGUGUAGCAUGUUACUGCUGAGCAAUGGGAGGUUUCUUUGUACAAAGUACAAGUACUUAUAAUUCAUGUGUUUUAUUUUUGUAUGGUUUCCAAAGAGGCAUCGUCAGGUCAUGGAGACUAUUUAUGCCUGUUUAUGAGUAUAUUUGUUCAACAAUAAAAGUUGAGUUCAGUGCUGUCA